AAAGGUUGUGGCACUAGCAUUACAAUGGCUAGAAGCAGCAAAGAAAACAACACUAAUACCACAUUCACAUAUACGUGGUCCAUGAGGAUCGAUCUGCUGCUGUCCAAUGAAAAUCGAUACAACUGCCAAAGAGCUGCGGAAGUGAAGAAAUUCGACGUUCCAAAGUGUUUGUCGGCCAGUGGAUUCCAGGACUUUUUAAAGUCCAUCUUUCCUCGGCUCAGUAGGAGGGCCUUUGAGCUGUGCAGAGUCAACCGGCAUAAGGUCGUAAUACCCCUUACAGAAAGUACUCCCCUGGAAAUGCGUUCAUCUGGAGUAUUGGGAUGUUCAGCCCUGUAUAUACGGCCUGAGUGUGACUUAGACUCUGACAUCACAGAAAUGGGCGAAGUAAUGGAGUUGGAGUUGGCUAACAAUCCAAUUCUUAUAAUAGAUGAGGAGGAGGAUGUGGCAAUGGAAAGGACACCGGAAAGCCAGAUGACCGCCUCCCCCACAAUAGAAACAAAGUCCCUCUUUGAAUCUCCGUUCCUUCUCUCGGGAGGAGAGUCGGGUCCGUCCAAGCUGCAUGGGUUUCUCGGCCUCAUUGGAGGAAGGAACCGAUUGGUCGUAGAGGGGCUUACCCCUCGAUUCAGGCUGGCGUUCUGGGUGGGAGCAUCUUCUCUCUGCCCUCCGUUCCUGAAGCCUGAGAUCGAUGCGUGUUGA
Messenger RNA from Melanotaenia boesemani (Boeseman's rainbowfish), 696 nucleotides. RefSeq lists its product as uncharacterized. Bases 25 to 696 code for a protein of 223 amino acids. The record is from RefSeq and is a predicted model, not a curated record. The transcript has 7 exons. NCBI's taxonomy places the organism in Eukaryota, Metazoa, Chordata, Actinopteri, Atheriniformes, Melanotaeniidae.